This is a messenger RNA of Hyaloperonospora brassicae, 513 nucleotides long. The record is from the annotation of a GenBank genome assembly. Lineage: Eukaryota; Oomycota; Peronosporomycetes; Peronosporales; Peronosporaceae.
AUGCUCCCGAUCGUGAGAGCGAGAAAUAGCUCGAGACGGCGCAGUCCCUCGAGUGCGCGUGGAGCUCGACAUCGGGUACGGGCGCAAUUAAGUGACGGCGUCUGUGGCUGUGAGUCUGUGGGAGUGAAUCGUGACGAACGUCAGGGCACCAGACGGAAUGUCGGAGGAGGGCACGCUGCUGGAUCUGAGCUGGUGCUGGCUAAGCUCCCCGAGUUUAAUGACGAACGGGGAUGGCGGCAUUUUUUUGACGCGCAGAUUUACAAGAUUGGGUAUAAGGAAGAGCAGCACCCAGCAGCAACAAUCGUGUCGCAGAUCACCAGUCUAGAAAGCCUGAGACCGAGAGACACACGUGUUCCUUCAUGCACUGAACUACGUCGACAAAAGGUAGACAUUGCUACAGCAACUGCAGCGAGAGACGAGAGGUACAGGACGAUUCGGGACAAAAUCAGUCGUGCAGCAGCGAAAGCAGCUGUUGACGAUGCCCAGAUGUUUAACGAGUUUUGGCAGAUGUGA